UACCGCCCCCGAGAGCAGCGGCGUCGGGAGCGCGCACCCCGAAGGCGCCGCCUCUCCUCCGCCGCCAUUGCCGCUGUGUCCCCGGCUCGGCGAUGGUGUUCCAGUGCCAGCGGGACAGCUGGGCCCGGCAGUUCACCACCAGGGUGGUGUCGUGCCGGGCGGCGGAGCUGCGGCCCGAGGGCGGCGGGGGGCCGGUGAGCGGCUUCCAGGUGGUGCUGGAGGACACCAUCCUGUUCCCCGAGGGCGGCGGGCAGCCGGAUGACCGCGGGCUCAUCGGCGAUGUGCCGGUGCUGCGGGUGACGCGGCGCGGCCCCGAGGCCGUGCACUUCGUGCGGGCGGCGCUGGAGCCGGGCACCGAGGUGCUGCUGUCGCUGGACUGGGAGCGCCGCUUCGAUCACAUGCAGCAGCAUUCAGGGCAGCAUCUCAUCACUGCCAUCGCAGACCAGAUGUUUGGAUUCAAAACAACUUCUUGGGAGCUGGGCCGCCAGCGAAGCAUCAUUGAGCUGGACACCCCCUCCAUGACAGCAGAGCAAAUAGAGGCCCUGGAGAGGAGUGUGAAUGAGAAAAUCAGGGAGAGGGUGCCUGUGACAGUGAGGGAACUGGCUGCAGAUGACCCUGACAUUGAAACAGUGAGAAGCCGUGGUUUGCCGGAUGACCAUGUGGGGCCAGUGCGAGUUAUUGACAUCGAAGGCAUAGACUCCAACAUGUGCUGUGGGACCCACGUCUCCAACCUGAGUGACCUGCAGGUUAUUAAACUCCUUGGCACAGAAAAAGGGAAAAAGAACAAAACCAACUUGGUUUUCCUGGCAGGAAACAGAGUACUGAAGUCACUUGAACAAAGUCACAGUACUGAGAAGGCUCUGACUUCACUGCUCAAAAAUGGACCGGGGGAGCACGUAGAGGCUGUGAAAAGACUGCAGAGCUCAGUGAAACUGCUGCAGAAGAAUAACUUGAACCUGCUCAGGGACAUGGCUGUUCUGAUAGCCCGGGACUUCAAGAGCAAGCCUGUUCCAAGUCAGCUCUUUGUGCUACACAGGAAAGAAGGUGACUCUGAGUUUAUGAACAUCAUCGCUAAUGAGAUUGGGACAGAGGAAACCCUGCUGUUCCUGACUGUGGGAGAUGACAAAGAAGCAGGACUCUUUCUUCUAGCUGGACCUGUUGAAGCAGUUGAGAAUUUAGGUCCCAGGAGCCUGUACUGCUGUUCCUGCAGGGUGGCAGAGCUGCUGGGGGGCAAAGGAGCUGGGAAGCGAGGCCGCUUUCAGGGCAAGGCCACCAACAUGAGUCGGCGAGGAGAAGUGGAAGCUCUGCUCCAGGCGUUCACCAGCAGUGGGAGCCCUGAAGCGUAAGAACGGUUCUCAAAGCAGGGCUGCUCUCCCCUGCUUUGCAUGAGCUACAGCACCUUCUGUGCCAGGGAAUAAAGACAUCAGCCCAGCA
Molecule: messenger RNA, 1434 nt
Organism: Melopsittacus undulatus (budgerigar)
Lineage: Eukaryota; Metazoa; Chordata; Aves; Psittaciformes; Psittaculidae
Gene: AARSD1
Product: alanyl-tRNA synthetase domain containing 1
Exons: 12
Coding region: 93-1346 (417 amino acids)
Biological process (GO): regulation of translational fidelity; alanyl-tRNA aminoacylation
Molecular function (GO): Ser-tRNA(Ala) deacylase activity; nucleic acid binding; alanine-tRNA ligase activity
Source: RefSeq, a predicted model, not a curated record